AGACUAGUAGGCGCGGCAGUAGGCAGUAAGCAGCGUCAAGCUCAAGAUUCUUGGGACACGCAUGCGCACAAGGUCAACUUGCCACUAUUUUCGCAGCUCAAGCACAACAACUUGGGAGGCGGUACAAACACAUAUGUAGUAAGCUUACCUUCACCAAAAUGACGCUGAUCAAGUUUACGCAAGUGUUAUCAUACUCCAGUGAAGAUGCUAAUCAUCCUGCAGACAACUUGCUGCGAGCAGACACAUACCGAAAGUGGAAGUGUGCUCCAGAUACAUCAAAUAAAAUGUCCUUUGUAAUCUUGAAGUUUGAAAACCUGACAUCUAUCAACUCUCUUGACAUUGGUAAUGACGGGUCAGCACUUGUUGAGGUGUUGGUGAGCAGGGAAGGAAUGAAUGAUUACCAGGUACUACUUGUUUCAUCUGCCUUCAUGAGUCCAACAGAAUCAAGAAAUGGUACAGACCUAAACCGAGUACGCAUGUUUGGACCUGACAAAUUGAACAAAAAUACUGCUAAACAAAAAUGGGAUCGAUUGAAGGUUGUUUGCACACAGCCAUUCAAUACAAAGAUGCAGUAUGGACUCUCUUUCAUCACUGCCAGAUCUCCAGACAGUGAGAAGCAAGAGUCGUCUGAAAAGUUUACCCAACUUGGAAAAUUCAAACUAAGAAUGGAAGAUAAUUGUGAUCCUAUAACCGUAGGCUCUGUGUUUGCCAAGAGGAAUGAGAAAUCUCCAUUGUCCUCAACUGAACCAGGAUCAAUUAGAGCUGCAUCAAGAGAAAUAGCUACUGCUGUGUCUUCAUCAGAAACUCUGAAGAGAAAGGACCCACCAACACAUGGAAGCCCAAGUCAGCUUAAGAAAAAAGCAGCUGCAGAGUCUGUGAAGUCACCCAUAAUUAAGAAUACUCCAUCAAGCUCACACACAACUAAUGGGAGUAAGGGAAAGCAAAAUGAGAAGCAAACCAAAACCAAACCAGAAAGAACAGAAGGAAAGCCAACUCCAAAGAACAAUGGAGGAAGAGAAGAGAGAGAAAAGAAGAAAGAAAAUAAGAUGAAUAAAGAAAUGCCUAACAGUAAACCUUCAUCAUCAAAAGGUGAUGUCCAGGAGACUAGGAAAAAGAAAUCAAAACCUUUUACUUCUCUCAUGGACAAUGUUGUGUUUGUAAUGAGUGGCUAUGAAAACCCUGAGCGUUCCAUCCUCAGGGACAAGCUCACAGAAAUGGGCGCCCAGUAUAGAUCUGACUGGAAGCCCGGAUGUACUCAUCUCAUAUGUGCCUUCACCAACACUCCAAAGUACCGCCAAGCAAAGGGGAAGGGAAAGAUUGUCACAGGAAAGUGGAUUACAGAGUGUUACAAGAAUAAGAUUAGAUAUCCAUGGAAGAGGUAUGGACUAGAAAAGCAUAAAGAUGGAACAGAAAGUGAAGAAGAGAUUUGGGCUGAAGAACUUUUACCAAAAGUGUCACAACCAAAACCCAAACCACCUUCACCUCCAAAGUCUGUAGAUAAUUCAGAUGUGGGAGAUGAUUGCAAUUAUAGUGAUGAUGAAGAUACUGAUGAUGAAAUCCAGAAGGUUCUUGAUAAACAGCAAAAGAAUAAACCUGAUGUUGCCAGUGAUGCUGAAGCAAGAACCACCUACAGUUCUAAAAGGGACAGCAGCAAGUCUUCCUCAGAAAAGGAUAGAGCCAUAACCACCAAUCACCAUCCUAAAAAUAAUAAAGAUUGUUCAACAACUAAUGGUGUUAUGGACAACACUGAUGAAGAAAUAUAUGAUGCUGACACAGAUGUAGAUGAAGUAAGUGUAUGUUUAAUUUUCUUCAUCCAGGAACUACCAGAUACUUCCUCCCUGCCAUUGCCAACACUUGGAGACUAUUUCAAAGGGAAAUAUUUCUUCUUUUAUGGAGACAUGGCAGAAGACACAAGGAAACUCCUGACACGCUUCAUAACAGCUUAUGCAGGAGAAAUUGAAGAUUACAUGACUGAGAAAGUUAAUUUUGUACUCAGUGAUAACAAGUGGGAUGAAAACUUUGAAGAGGCCCUGAAUGACAAUACAGCCCUUCAGUUUGUUAAACCUCAGUGGAUCUGGCAGUGCUGUGAUAAACAGAAACUUGUUCCACACCAGCCUUUCCUGAUCGUACCUUAGAAGUAAGUAAAGGAUGAUGCAGUGGAAUCUCGGUUACCUAAUGCUUCCCUUUUUAAUGGAUUGUUUUUUGAAAGAUAUUUUGAAUGUGCUUUGAUAGCCGGAAUAUAAUUUGGUUCUGGAACAAAGUUACUGAUUUCAAAUAUUAAAGGAGUAAACAAAAGGUGCCAUUUUACGAGUGUGUCAUUAAGUUCAUUCAUGGGAUCCUUUGUGGAUAAAUCAUUUUUGAAGUGGAGAUGUUGUGAAGCAGCCAUCAUAGCAGUGGGGGGUGUAUUCUAUUCAGCUGCUAAGACUGAGUAGAUGUGUUUCUUGAAACAAACUGAUUUGUUUUGCACUGAUUUUGAUUUUGAGUGACAUUCAGGAACAAAUCAAGUUUAAGAACUGAGGUUCCACUGUAUAUCCAUUUUUAAUAAAAGUACAAAUAUUCAGAAAUGCUGAUAUUUAUCCACAUGAACCAGAGAAAAUACUAUGAUCACUUCAUUUGUAUACUAGAUUGGUAUUAUUAUUAUUUUAACUAUUUACUGUACAUGUUGGUCAUUAGUGUCAUUUUCUUGGCUGGUGCAGACUGGAACACAUCAAUUCUGUAAUGUUAUACAAUACACUGCCAAUAUUGAAUGGAAAUAUGAACAAUAAAUGUUUUUUAGUUUUAAUGAUAAGCUUGUCAUAUUGUCCAUUUUUGUACUUGUUAUUUCUGUAUGGAAACAAAGAUAAUGUCGAGUGUGAAACUUUCUGGUUAAUACAACCUAAUUGCUUGUUU
Molecule: messenger RNA, 2889 nt
Organism: Portunus trituberculatus (swimming crab)
Lineage: Eukaryota; Metazoa; Arthropoda; Malacostraca; Decapoda; Portunidae
Gene: XRCC1
Product: DNA repair protein XRCC1-like
Exons: 14
Coding region: 159-2135 (658 amino acids)
Biological process (GO): base-excision repair; double-strand break repair via nonhomologous end joining; single strand break repair
Cellular component (GO): nucleus
Molecular function (GO): damaged DNA binding
Source: RefSeq, a predicted model, not a curated record